UCAAAAUAGAGCAGUGCAUGGGGAUGAAUACGUGUCAAAUUGAAAGAAGCACCUGUCCAUGCAAAUGCCACGUAAUUCCCCGUCUUAUUUCUUCAAAACCCCUAUUUCACUGCCCCUUUUCUCAUGACUUUGCAGUGUUUUAAAAAAAAUAAAAAAGCAAUGUCGGCAAAAUAUUGUUUCUCAACGCCAUUAAUUCAAUGUUGCAGAAUCUUGUUGCUGUUUAUGAUUAUUAUCAUCAGUAAUGUGGCUAUCGAUGUAAAAGCUUUGGGAGAAAAUGAGGAGAUCCCAGGUUUGGAUUAUUGGGGUUUAGGUCCUCUGGUUAAGAGAUCAGAAAGAAAAUCAAUAAUUUCAACUGAAAAUGGACAAGUCUCUUCAGUCACAGUAGCUGAUGGAACUACUGGAUCCUAUCUUCUUCAAUUCAUCACAUUGGAGCCCAACUCCCUCUUCCUUCCUGUUGUUCUACAUUCAGAUAUGCUCUUUUAUGUACACACGGGGUCAGGGAAGCUAACUUGGAUGGAUGAAAAUGAGCAGAAGUCGGUGGAUUUAAGAAUAGGAGAUGUUUUCAGGCUGCCUUCUGGAACUAUUUUCUUCUUAGAGAGCAACUUAGACCCUGUGAGACAGAAACUUAGAGUUUAUUCUAUCCUUGCCAAUUCAGGGGAUGAUUUGCGUGAACCACUGAAUGGACCAUAUUCCAGCAUCCGUAAAAUGGUUCUUGGAUUCGACAAGAAAGUCCUCCAAGCAGCAUUUCAUGUACCAGAAGAGGUGAUAGAAGAAGUGUUGGCUGGAACAGAAGUACCAGCCAUCGUGCAUGGUGUGCCAAAGUCAACUAAGAAGAAGAAGAAGAACAACUUAUGGGAGAUGGAGGCUCAAUUCAUGAAAACUGUUCUAGGAAGGGACAGUUAUAGUUUCUUUGACAACCCAAAUAUUAAUAAAAAGAAGAGUCCUAAAUUGUUCAAUGUUUUCCAAGAGAAACCAGAUUUCGAAAAUUGCAACGGGUGGAGCACCGUAAUAGACAGGAAGAAAUUGCCUGCCUUAAAGGGUUCCAAAAUUGGCAUUUACGUAGUGAACUUAACCAAAGGAUCAAUGAUGGGGCCACAUUGGAAUCCAAUGGCUACUGAAAUUGGAAUAGCAAUUCAAGGAGAAGGAAUGGUAAGGGUUGUUUGCUCGAAUACUGGAACAGGGCAAAGGUGCAAAAACAUGAGGUUUAAAGUGGAAGAAGGAGAUGUAUUUGUUGUGCCAAGGUUUCAUCCUAUGGCUCAAAUGGCUUUCAACAACAAUUCAUUUGUGUUUGUGGGGUUCAGCACAACUACAAAGAAACAUCAUCCUCAGUACCUAACGGGAAAAGCUUCGGUCCUCCGAACAUUGGACAGGCACAUCUUGGAAGCAUCUUUCAAUGUGACUAACACAACAAUGGAUCAGAUUCUUGAAGCACAGGGUGAUUCAGUUAUACUGGAGUGUACAUCUUGUGCUGAAGAAGAAAAGAGGUUAAUGGAGGAAGAAAUUAGGAGGAGACAGGAAGAAGAGGAAGCUAGGAAAAGAAAAGAGGAAGAGGAAAGGGAAAGACAAGAAGCAGAGGAAGCUAGAAAGAAACAAGAAAAAGAAGAGGAGGAAGCAGCAAGAAAGCAACAGGAGGAAGAAGCACAGAGAGAGGCAGAGGAAGCAAGGAGAAGUGAAGAAGAAGCAGAAAAAAGAAGGCAGGAGGAGGAAGAAAAGGAGGAAGCAGCACAGAGAGAGGCAGAGGCAGAGGAAGCAAGGAGGAGAGAGGAGGAAGAAGCAGCCAAAAGGCAACAAGAGGAAGAAUCACAAAAGGAGGCAGAGGAAGCAAGGAGAAGAGAGGAAGAAGCAGAAACAACAAGGAAGCAGGAGGAGGAAGAAGCAAGGAGACAAGAGGAAGAGGAAGAAGCAAGGAGAAGUGAAGAGGAGGCAGCAAAAGAGGCAGAGAGGAGAAGGCAAGAGGAAGCUGAAAGACAAGAAGAGGAAGCUAGGAGACAGGAAGAAGAAACGGAAAAGAGGCAUCAAGAAGAAGCAACUGAGGAAGAGGAGCCAGGCCGACAUGAACGGAUAUUCCUCAAAGCAGCAUGAUAAAUGGGAGUACAUACUUGGUUUUAUCACCACGGUAACUGUCCUUCAUGAUCAGUCUUUACGUUUUUGUAUAAGCAAUUUCAUGUAUGUGUGUGCGUUUUUGUUUCUCCUUUUGGUAUCAUAUUUGAAACUUAUGUAAUAAAUGCUGGAACCAGCUUUCAUGGAUAUUAACAGACUUUUCCCUGUCAA
Molecule: messenger RNA, 2271 nt
Organism: Solanum dulcamara
Lineage: Eukaryota; Viridiplantae; Streptophyta; Magnoliopsida; Solanales; Solanaceae
Product: vicilin-like seed storage protein At2g18540
Exons: 4
Coding region: 124-2082 (652 amino acids)
Source: RefSeq, a predicted model, not a curated record